UGCUACAUACAUAUAAAUACGUAUUGAUUUCUACUAAUCAUGUAGCAGACGAUAUGACACACCGACCAAGUCGGCUGUCAUGCUCGUUUAAGUGUGGGUAUAUAAUUCGCUUCCAAUUGAUUUCUCAGUUCAGUUUACCAAAGUAAUUGCAAUUGCCGGUGUGUUACCGGUAUUACUUGUAAUAUAAUUCAUUAUGGAUCAGAGUAAGAAUAUACCUUUUUCUCGGAGCGGUGAUAAGGAAGAGGAUAAGAUACUGUUGGAACCAUUUACCUAUAUUCUCCAAGUUCCUGGAAAACAAAUUAGAGCCAAGUUGGCACAUGCCUUUAAUUAUUGGUUAAAAAUAUCACAAGAUAAACUGCGUGCAGUUGGAGACAUAGUACAAAUACUUCAUACUUCUAGUUUAUUAAUUGAUGAUAUUCAAGAUAAUUCAGUUUUAAGAAGGGGUAUCCCAGUAGCUCAUAAUAUUUAUGGGACAGCCAGUACAAUAAAUGCUGCAAAUUAUGUAAUAUUUAUUGCAUUAGAAAGAGUACUUGCUUUAAAUCAUCCAGAGGCUACUCAAGUAUAUGUAGAACAAUUAUUGGAACUCCAUAGGGGACAAGGUAUGGAAAUUUAUUGGAGAGAUAAUUAUAUAUGCCCAUCUGAAUCUGCAUAUAAGCAGAUGACAAUUCGAAAGACAGGUGGACUUUUUAAUUUAGCUGUGCGAUUAAUGCAAUUAUUUUCUGAUUGCAAAGAAGACUAUACUGCUUUAGCAGGAAUUUUAGGACUCUAUUUUCAAAUUCGAGAUGAUUAUUGUAAUUUAUAUCUUCAAGAGUAUGCAGAAAAUAAAAGUUACUGUGAAGAUCUGUCUGAAGGAAAAUUUAGUUUUCCUAUUAUCCAUGCUGUACAAAGUCAUUUAGAAGAUAGACAAAUAAUGAAUAUACUAAGACAACGGACUAAGGAUAUUGAAGUAAAACGGUACUGCGUAAAUUUACUAGAAAAAUUUGGAUCUUUUGCUUAUACAAGAAAUGUACUUGAAGAACUAGAUAAAAAAGCUAGGGAUGAAGUCCAACGUUUAGGUGGAAAUCCUUUACUAGUUGAAGUUUUAGAUGAACUAAUGAACUGGAAACAUCAAGAUAGUCAACAACAGAUUAGAAAAACUGCAGUUUAAACUCCACUGCUCUUUUUUAAGUCUCAGAAACAUGCCAAAAGUGACCAGCAUAUCAAAACAUGUAAACUAUGCAUAGUAUAAAAACAUAAAUAAGUCAAAAUAAGUUACAAAGUUUUUAAUCAUUUUGCAGUUUACGGCUUCAUAAAAUAUAAACAAGAAAUCCUGGUGUAAUGGAACUCUUUAAGCAAGAGCUUAAACUUAAAGUAAUUGGGUUUACAUUUUAUCAUGCAAGUCAUAAUAAUAAUACAUAUAGGUUUAGUUAAACUUAUUGCAUUUAUUUCAUUCUUUAUAAAUAGUAAUAAUUAUUUUGAUAUAGUUAGAAGCUAUGAACUGCAAAAUGAGUAAGCAUUCCUCGUUCUCCCUUAGUAGAAGAAUUUUGCAUAUUUCGACCUGCUGCUUAUUUUUGGAAUACCUUAUCUGUAUAUAUUUAAUUUUUACUGUUCCACUUUGUUGCAGUACAACAUAUAUAACGGAACAGAUUCUUAGAAGAAGUCAUUGUACAUCAUAGAAAUUAUUUAAAAAUUUAUAAAAGGAAAGUGAACGAGUCAACAUGUGUUUCUAAACAAAAUUUUACUAUUACCCUAACAAAAAUUUUGUUGAAGUUCACAUGUUUGUUACCAUUAAUAAAGAAUAUGUCAUAUUGAUGCAUCAACAAUAAUAUAGUAGUUGUUGAAUACAAAUAGUGAUGAGAAACAGUAUACUAAAAAGUUACUAUCAAAACUAUUACAAAUCUUCAUAGAUCUCUCAAUAUUGCAUUUUCAAUAUGCAAAUCUUGACUAUAUAGUCUUGCAUUAUUUAAAUUAAUUCUUAAACUGUAAAUCACUGAGACAGUGACAGAAACAGUACAGCAAAGCUGACCCAAUGUACAAGUUAGACUAUUCCAUUAGAUAUUAUUUUUUCAAUACAUAAAUGUUCCUUUGAGAACCUAGGUACACAGUAAUCUAAACAUUGUUAUAUAUUGAAUAAAUGUUUUACAAAACUGA
Molecule: messenger RNA, 2130 nt
Organism: Megachile rotundata (alfalfa leafcutting bee)
Lineage: Eukaryota; Metazoa; Arthropoda; Insecta; Hymenoptera; Megachilidae
Gene: qm
Product: geranylgeranyl pyrophosphate synthase quemao
Biological process (GO): isoprenoid biosynthetic process
Molecular function (GO): prenyltransferase activity
Source: RefSeq, a predicted model, not a curated record